CUUAACCAUGAAGUAGGCCUUGAUUCAACCUAAAAAAAAAAAAAUACACAAUAGACAACACAUAAUGGCCGCGCCUGUGAGAAACAAAUUCUUCACGUGUUUUUUUUCUUUUCAUAAAAAAGUUAAUCCUCAGCAAACGUUUGGUUUGUUUUCACCGUCAAAAUGUUUCCGACCGGCAAAUUCUACUUCCAUUCACAUGACCUCGUUUAAAUCAUCCAACUUAAUGCAAUUUUUCGACGAUCCUAAAAAUUUUGGAGCUAGCGAAGUCAAAAGUGGUCGUUCAUGGACAGUGGACGAGCUUCGUAUCAAGAGUAAUAUUGAUCUUCAAAAAUUAUGGUUUGUGCUCCUGAAGGAAAGGAACAUGCUGCUGACGAUGGAGUACAAUUGUCGUGAAGCUUGCUAUCUCUUUCCAUCACCAGAACGAAUUGAUAAAAUUCAGGACAGUAUGACCAGACUUGAACAAGUCAUUCAUGAAAGAAAUGAUGCAUAUUGGCAGCUUGAAAUUGGUGAAGAAGCACCUAAACCUAGAGCUGAAAAAACUUUAGAUCCUACCGAUCCAUUAGCUGCCAUCCGUGAGCCAAUAGAAGCAGUGACACAAGUGAAAGAUAGAGCAACAUUAAAGUUCCAAUAUCUAAUCAAAGAAAAAGAAAGAAAAUUGAAACUUAAACAAAAAAGACUUCAUGAAAGAGAGGCAGCGAUGCUUCUCAAAUACUUCCCCAAUAUGGAUAAAGAAGCUCUACAAGCCAAGUACCCUGAUGUCAAUGUUGAAAAACUAAAAUUCGUCCAGAGAACUCGGGGAAGUCACGAAUUCAAUACAGCUUGUACAGGGAAGUUGCAUAAGAAUAAAGCGUUUGACAUUAAACUAACUAAGGCAUCAGCUCAGGCGGAAGAAAAUCCACACGACGCCGUCAUUCGACAAACUAGCAGCACUGACCCCACCAGAAUAGGAGUCUACAAAGUAAUGGGAGCUAAACCAACCACUUUACUAUCACUGGAAGACAUCGAUGAAUGCUGCGAACUUACCUACUUCAGCCGCAGAGAUAUCAUUCGAUUGUUUGACCGGUUUUACCGCAUAAAUCCGAAUGCCGUAAAAGCCAAUCCAUUUGGCGUUAGACUUCCAGCGGCCGAUAUUUUUGCGUCAAUUGAAGAGCUCAAGUGCAAUCCUUUCCGACAGCGUCUGGCGUACGUUUUCUCCUCCAAACAAGACGAUUGUUUCUCGUUUGACGAUUUCGUCGAUCUAGCUUCGGCUUUUUGCGAGAAGGCCCCACCCAGCGUCCGCGCAUCUUUUGCAUUUAGAAUUUACGACUUUGACAACGAUGGUCUGUUGACAGCCUCCGAUCUCGGGAGACUCAUCGAUUUUCUAACAUGCGAUUCAGAGAAUUCUACCAAACUACCGGAAAGGGACGAAGUCGUCGGCUAUAUUCUGGAAGAGGCCGGAGUAGAAGGAAACCGUUCAAUUAACGAAGCCGAGUUUCAACUUGUCGUGAAAAAGCUACCAGAUUUUGCUACCUCUUUCAAGCUCAUCAUGUAAAUUAAAAAAACACGAGUAAAAUGUCCCUUAAUUAUAUAGUUGUCGUUGCCAUGUCAUAAAGUGUCCUUGCCACAAAAUAUGGAAUUACGCUAUGCAUUUCUCGAUCGGUUCCCAUGAGAUGUACGUUUCCCUUGAACUGUAUCGCGACAGAAAAAAAAAGGACCAAACACAAUACAAAACGUUAUUAAAUCGUA
Daphnia magna is the source of this 1725-nucleotide messenger RNA. RefSeq lists its product as uncharacterized. The record is from RefSeq and is a predicted model, not a curated record. Bases 65 to 1531 code for a protein of 488 amino acids. Gene Ontology annotation, molecular function: structural constituent of ribosome; calcium ion binding. Gene Ontology annotation, biological process: translation. Lineage: Eukaryota; Metazoa; Arthropoda; Branchiopoda; Diplostraca; Daphniidae. The transcript has 13 exons. Gene Ontology annotation, cellular component: mitochondrial ribosome.